Gongylonema pulchrum is the source of this 405-nucleotide messenger RNA. The record is from the annotation of a GenBank genome assembly. Lineage: Eukaryota; Metazoa; Nematoda; Chromadorea; Rhabditida; Gongylonematidae.
AUGCUUAUUCGUGUUUUAUCGCAGGUGGAUAGUUUUACAGCUCCGUUAUCGCUUUGGCUUGGUCUGCCUGCUGCACCGCUCAUUACCCUACAUCGAACGAUUGAGAAUUUUAAGCCAUCAUAUCGAGAGAAACUGGAUACGUUGCCAUGGUGGAUUGCGUGUCAGCAUUUGUCGGCUUCUAGGAUCACUGAUAUCAUCGAAAAUGCUUACUUCUUGAGCAAAGUGAUGCUCCGAGGCUUGUCGUCUUUCCCACAAAUCGAAAUUCUCGGUGUUGAAAAUCCAGCGGAAUUUGCGAAUCGUGUUUAUAAAGGCAGCUAUGCACCGCUUACAGUCCUGAUUUUCAAAUACAAAUAUCCGGAGCUGGAAGAAGCCAAAAAAGUAAGGUUUAGUUUCCCAGUAAAAUAA